UAGUCGCUCGCGGAAUUCGAUCGCCGGCCGGCCUUUGGCGACUCGCGCUGAUAAUGACAUACGCGACAAUCGCGGAUCGCCCAGCAAUUUUAUUUUAACAGUGACAACCUCCGGAACGCAAGACUUCUCGGUGCGCGUACCUUCUGUAAGUCUGUCGGCGAACAGACGUUCGACAAAGAUUUCCCGAAGAGUUCUGGCCCGACCAAAGCGACGCUAUUAAUACUGGAGCUUCUGAGAUCUCGAUACUGCGGUCUUCCCUUCCGGUUGACCCUUAUGCGACUUUAGAGUAUAAUGACGUAUUCAGACAACGCGCGUGGCAGGUGAUAAUCGAGCUUCCAUCAUCCUCAUGACCUUCCAACUGGAUAUCGCACCAUACGACAGAAUGGAGAACUGUUUUCAAAAUGAAACACUAGACGGCAGUAUGAAUAGACAGUUGCAGCAAAAUAGUAAGAGACCCACGAUGACGCUGAACGCAAACGGAUUGUGGGACGUGGUCCCACGACUGGACCAUUACAGAUUAAGUCGUCGCACGAAGAGACCAUCCCUGAGCACUUUGCACGAUGGAAAUCACAUAAUAAAAGACAUUGAGAUCGGACGUCCGGAGAUCACGAACGUUGCCGAUCAGGAGGGCCACGCCGCCCACGGAAUAAAAUUAGGAUGGAUCCAGGGUGUUCUCAUACCCUGCCUGCUGAAUAUAUGGGGCGUUAUGUUGUUUCUGCGACUGUCAUGGGUAGUCGCACAGGCCGGCAUUUUGCAGAGUGUUAUCAUUAUCGGAUUAUCGGCGGUCGUCUGCGUCAUUACGACGCUUAGCCUCAGCGCAAUUAGCACUAAUGGGCAAGUAAAGGGAGGUGGAAUAUAUUUUAUCAUAUCUCGUUCUCUUGGGCCGGAGUUUGGCGCGUCAGUUGGUAUCGUGUUUGCAUUUGCAAAUGCAGUAGCAGCUUCUAUGAACACGAUCGGUUUCUGUAAUUCCCUGAACGACCUGCUGAAGACACACGGAGUGAAGAUUAUAGAUAAUGAUACGAAUGACGUUAGGAUAAUCGGUAUAAUAGCGCUAGUCGUUAUGAUUCUUAUCUGUGCAGUCGGCAUGGAAUGGGAAUCAAAGGCACAAAACUUCCUUAUUACUGUGAUCGUGGCGGCAAUUUUUGAUUUUCUGAUUGGAACUAUUAUGGGACCACGCAGCGAGGAACAGAGAGCGAAAGGCUUCAUAGGUUUCUCCGCGGAAGUAUUUAUGGACAAUCUCGGGUCGAACUAUCGGUACUCCGAGGAGAACAAUCAGACCUUCUUCUCGGUGUUCGCCAUAUUCUUUCCAUCAGUCACCGGGAUUCAAGCAGGGGCCAAUAUAUCCGGUGACCUGAAAGAUCCAGCGAGCAGCAUACCGAAAGGAACCCUUCUCGCUCUGCUAAUUUCCAUGUUCAGUUAUGUAACUUUCGUCUUUUUCGCCGGCGCCGCGGCUGCCAGAGACGCGGAUGGUGUUCUGAAUAGUACUGUCUUGCAAUGUAUUCCCGGGGUCGAUUGUGCUUACGGGCUACACAACAGCUAUUCAGUCAUGCAACUGAUGUCUCUUUGGGGUCCGUUAAUUUAUGCAGGAUGUUUCGCGGCUACUUUAUCAACGGCAUUGACAAAUCUAUUAUCUGUGCCAAGACUCAUUCAAGCUCUCGGUCAGGACCGAAUCUACCCCGGAUUAAUUUAUUUCAGCAAGGGGUACGGGAAAUCCGGGGAACCCUACCGAGGAUACGUUCUCACGUUUCUUAUUGCAGCUCUAUUUCUCUUAAUCGCUAAUCUCAAUGCCGUCGCGCCAAUGAUAACAAAUUUCUAUUUGGCGUCGUACGCUUUGAUCAACUUCUGCACGUUUCAUGCGGCGCUAAUUCGGCCACUCGGAUGGCGGCCCAGUUUUAAAUACUACAAUACCUGGUUGUCUCUACUCGGAUUCAUCCUCUGUGUGGCGAUCAUGUUUCUCAUCGACUGGGUGACUUCACUCGUCACCGUCGUUAUCAUUUUCGCGUUGUAUCUGAUCGUAGUUUAUCGUAAGCCUGACGUCAACUGGGGCAGCAGUACGCAGGCACAGACUUACAAAACUGCACUCUCCAUCGUGUACAGGCUGAAUUCCACCGACGAGCACGUAAAGAAUUACGCUCCACAAAUUCUGGCGCUCACUGGCCCGCCUGGUGCGAGACCCGCGUUGAUCCACUUGGCAAAUCUCAUCACGAAAAAUAAUUCUCUGCUGGUUUCGGGCGAGGUCUUUCCGACACGACUGUCGUAUUACGGGCGCUCCGCACGUCGAAAAGACGGAUAUGCCUGGCUGUAUCAACAACGUAUAAAAUCAUUCUAUCAUAUCGUGGAUAACUUGAGUCUGGAACAAGGCAUCGCCGCGCUGAUGCAGAUUACGGGAAUCGGUAAAUUAGCUCCCAACGUCAUUCUCAUGGGUUACAAGACUAAUUGGUUGACCUGUGAUCACAAGGACCUGGAAGAAUACUUCAAUGUUCUUCACAACGCUUUUGAUCACAAGAUGGGCGUAGCUAUUGUGAGGCUCACUGAAGGUUUAGACUGUUCAGGCAUGACGAAUGCGAAAGAAACCGACGAGAAUAUCACGCAAAGUAGCUACGAUCUGACAAGGAACGGUAUAAUGCACGCCGAUAGCAGUCUCUCUGUGAAUACGCAGAUUUUUAGAGUGCAGAGUGUUCCAACAAUGGGUUCUACAGAUACAUCAUUUGAUACACUUGCGCACGCGACGCAUGUGAUCAAAGAUCACACACCGAUGCACUGGAACAUUCAAAAAAAUCUGAAAAAUAAGAGGAAGUACGCUAUUGAUAAACUUCUGAACCAUCGCAAUGGCAUCACUUCUGUACCGAAAAAUAUGACAGUAUUCCAGAAGAAGCAUAAGAAAGGAAUGAUUGAUGUGUGGUGGUUGUAUGACGAUGGAGGUUUGACGAUUCUACUACCAUACAUAAUCAGUAUGCGCUCAAACUGGGAACAUUGCAAAAUGAGGAUAUUCGCUCUGGUUAAUCAUAAUCAGGAUAUUAGUGAGCAAGAGCAAGAAAUGGUCGAGAUAAUGAACAAGGCUCGCAUAAAAUACGAUAGUCUAAAAAUGGUGGACGACAGCAGCGUUCCGAAACAGGAGACACAAUCGCUGUUUGAUAGAUUAAUAUCCGACUUCCAAGCAAAUGAUACUUCCGAUUCAAUAUAUUGUAUUACCGAUUCUCAGCUUGAGGCCUUACAAGAUAAAACACGUCGGCAGUUGCGAUUGCGAGAGUUGCUAUUGGAGAACUCGAGUCAGUCUUCCUUGGUGGUCAUGUCAUUACCCUUGCCAAAAAAGGGCAAAAUUUCGGCACCUUUGUACAUGGCAUGGUUGGAGAUACUUACGAGGGAUAUGCCACCGACAAUUCUAGUUCGCGGGAACCACACAUCGGUACUGUCAUUCUAUUCAUAGUCCUCCAAACAUCGUCUAAACAUUGUUAUAAUUUUGUAAUUUUUAUGUACAUUAUAAUUGUUAUUGUGAUAAUGUUAAUAAUUGAAAAUUUGUUAAUAUUUUGUACAAAAAUAAAGAAAAGCCUAAUGCAAUCGGACAAUAUCAAUUUUCGCACAUUCGAUUUCUUGAAUCAUUCAUUUCUUUUCAACCAACACGGCGCGCGGCGGUGAAAGCGACAGUGAUGGACUCUAGCCGACUUUCUCGGAACUAAUCGGACCGCGUGUCCGCGAGAGUGGCGCCAUCCGCCCACAUUAAACGAUUCCGAUCGGAAUGAUUCCACAUUUGUCCCUUUCUUUUUUCUAGGGAAAAAUGUGGGGAAAACGGAAUCAUUCCGAUCGGAAUCGUUUAUCAUAAUACGUGCCCUAGGGGUCUAUCACGUAUCUCUAACGUGAGUGAACACGCGAAAAGUGAACAAAUUUACUAGAAUAUUUAUAAUUUGAUUGGUCAACAUCUAGUGAAUUUGCUCACUUUUCGCAUUUUCACUCACGUAGAGAUACGUAAUAAACUCCCUGAUCGAAUUGUUCCGGUUAAGCCUGGUGUCCACGAUCCGAGUUCUCGGUCCGAGAAAAAGUUACUAGAACUCGGAUCAUGGACAUUAGCAACUCAGAUGCAAAUCUCGAAUGAAAAUCUCGAACGAAAAAAUGCAUCCCGUCCCAUUUUCCCGUAAUAGUUACUAGACUUUUACUAGUUUCACAUCGACUUAAUUCUUAUUGCCAACCUUAUUCUAUUUUUAUUGUCAGUCAUGGGUCCAGUCAGGUGCAGUCAUGGUCAAGAAAUUCCUUUUUAGUAGACUGGAUUUUAUUAAGGACGAAGGAAAUCUCAUGCGUUGCAGGAAUUCUUCAGACACAAGAGAACGUAAUUACAAAGGUAUGUUACCUAUUAAUACCUAUUAUUAACCAAUAUAUGUAUCUCUAUAUAUGUUUUGUUUAAUUUGCUGAAUUCUAGCAUAAUGAAUCGAUAAAUAGAUCUCGAAUUCUUUCAAGGUAUUUUUUCUUAAUAUGUACUAUGUGAAUCACCGGUGAUGGACGCUGAAUUGUCCAUUUAGACCAUUUGGUAUUCUGGUUGUAAAAAGAAACAAUUAUGAAAUGUUUUAACGUUAUACGUGGAUACAUAAAUAUAAUAUAUAGUGUAAUAUUUGUAAAUCACCAGUGACCCACACAGCACUACGAUCACUUUGUAUUAUUAUUAAAAAAAAA
Molecule: messenger RNA, 4662 nt
Organism: Ooceraea biroi (clonal raider ant)
Lineage: Eukaryota; Metazoa; Arthropoda; Insecta; Hymenoptera; Formicidae
Gene: NKCC
Product: sodium potassium chloride cotransporter
Biological process (GO): cell volume homeostasis; sodium ion homeostasis; chloride ion homeostasis
Cellular component (GO): membrane
Molecular function (GO): sodium:potassium:chloride symporter activity
Source: RefSeq, a predicted model, not a curated record